AUGCAAGCACAGGAAGUCGAAUAUCUCUUGAACAGAUUCGAACAUAACGACUUUCUACCGAAGUUGCCAGAGCAUAAAGCCAUUGUUGAAAGCUGCAUCGUGGAGUGUAAGAGACUUUCGGCAUUUUUCAUCUAUUCCUCGUCGACAUCAUGGCUCCUAUGGGCUACGAAACCGUUUUAUAUGAGGGAGUUAAUAUUGCCGUUCGAAGUAUAUUUGCCGUUCGCUGUAACAACCGGGAACUGGAUAUAUUACACCGUUUACAUUUAUAUUUCAUUGAGUGUUCUCUACGGGGCAACAUCUAAUUCCUCCAUAGAUUGCCUUAUAUCGGGACUGAUCUAUCAUGCCUCUGGGCAGAUAAAAAUCCUGAAAGAUAAACUCGCCACAGUGGGCCUGAGGGCUGACUCGAAAGUUUCGCACAUCGAGGACGAUGGGGAGAGGCGAGAAAGGAGAGAUGUUUUCAUAUUGCAGCAGAUGCGAGAAAACUUGGAUCACUACGAUAACAUUAUAAGCUACGUUAAGGAUUUGGAGAAAAUCUUCACCUUAACUCCCUUCAUUCAGUUAUCAGUCAGUACAGUUGUCAUUUGCUUAAACUGCUUCAGGAUGAUAUAUAUCGAUCCAUUCAGCAUGUACUUUUUCUUCCUCGUUUCCUAUUCUGUGACUAUCGUGUUCCAGAUAUAUAUGUUUUGCCACUACGGGAAUGAACUACAUUACGAGAGCAUCUCUAUAGGAAACGCGAUUUAUAUGAGCGACUGGUAUACCUUUGAUAAGGAAUCUAAGAGAAUGUUGAUUAUGCUGAUGGAACGUGCAAAGAAGCCGCUGCUUUUCAAGGCGGGAAGCCUUCUUCCACUCUCCAUCGGAACCUUCGUCUCGAUUAUGAAAACAACAUAUUCGCUAUUGGCAGUUCUUCAAAAUCGAAAAUAA
Messenger RNA from Coccinella septempunctata (seven-spotted ladybird), 921 nucleotides. RefSeq names its product odorant receptor Or1-like. The record is from RefSeq and is a predicted model, not a curated record. Gene Ontology annotation, biological process: sensory perception of smell; detection of chemical stimulus involved in sensory perception of smell. The coding region runs from base 1 to 921 and encodes 306 amino acids. The transcript is spliced from 7 exons. Gene Ontology annotation, molecular function: odorant binding; olfactory receptor activity. NCBI's taxonomy places the organism in Eukaryota, Metazoa, Arthropoda, Insecta, Coleoptera, Coccinellidae. Gene Ontology annotation, cellular component: plasma membrane.